AUGGCUAAGGUGCUACCUGCCUACAAAAUACAGCUACACUUUUCUAAAACCUUUCUGUUAUUCUCUCAAGACAUUCCGUCUCAGAAUUUGGGCUUCGUGAAUCCGAAGUUGGUCACGUUAGACUUAAACAUUGCUGGCAAGGACUACGUAAUUCACCAAUCCCCAACCAUCCUACAUCGUCCGGGAAGUACCACUGGCGCUGUCGUGUGGAAAAUCACACCGCUCGUAGCCGAUUGGCUGGCGGCUUCCGGGAAUCCGCUCUGGACCUCUAAUAUCCUAUCAUCCUCUUCCGCCGUGCUGGAACUGGGAUGCGGGAUCUCAGGUCUAGUAGGAUUAGUGCUUGCACCAUCCGUUGGGAGGUACACACUAACAGACCAAUCUUACGUCGCAAGAUUGGUAGAAAAGAAUAUUGAUGAGAACAGCCCUCUACGAAACUCAAAGCAAACAGGGACCACAUCUCAGAAGCGAAAAGGAAAGUCAUCGAAUGUUCAAGCUAAAGCUAAUCUACAAUUUCUACCCCUUGAUUGGGAGCUAGACGAAGUGACACCCGCGCUCACGGGAAGUGAUCAAGUUAAGAGCUUCGAUCUUGUCAUUGCUUGCGAUUGCAUCUACAAUGACGCGUUAAUUCAACCCCUUGUGCAAACUUGCGCUGACGCGUGUAAGCUGAGGUCAAUAGAUAAGAACGAUGCCGAAAGACCGACUGUCUGCUUGGUCGCACAGCAGCUUAGGGACCCAGAGAUAUUUGAAGGCUGGAUUAAAGAAUUCAGCAAAUAUUUCCGGGUGUGGCGCGUCCCUGAUAAGGCCUUGAGUGAGGAACUCCGGACAAACCCUGGAUUCGUGGUCCAUCUAGGUAUCUUGCAGAAUGCGCCAGAAAUGCGCCAUCAAUCGUAA
Molecule: messenger RNA, 891 nt
Organism: Hypoxylon trugodes
Lineage: Eukaryota; Fungi; Ascomycota; Sordariomycetes; Xylariales; Hypoxylaceae
Exons: 2
Coding region: 1-891 (296 amino acids)
Source: RefSeq, a predicted model, not a curated record